UUGUGUGAACAAAUAUUCGGGAACCGGAAUUCCCGCGAAGUCGACAUUGUUAACUAUAAAAGCCGAAGAUAUAAGAAAUGCUGCCAAUUAAUUGCAGCUCCCUAUUUUGGGAGUGAAUCACCUUGAGACGGUAAUACAUACUGAGAAGAAGGCAGAUCUAUCUCUUUCUAAUCCUCAAUAAAAUGAGACUUCAGAAUUUUUUUGCGAAACUGUAACGGUCGAAAAGAGUACGUUAUGAAGUCUUACGUACAAGUACGAUAGUCUUCUCCUUUUCUUCGGUGUCUGUGAUAAUAACAAGUAUUUAACAUUCACGACAAAGUAAAGAACUUCAUCGUAUUGUAACACGGAAGCAAAACGUAUUAUCAACGUUAAAUAUUUCUCGUAAAAACGCACGUGAUUCGAAAGUUCAACGGUAUCAUCUACAAAGAUCCGCCAUUCUUGUGAUUGGUCUUUGAAUUAAACAGAUACUACGCAUGCGUGCGUACUAAGAAAAAAAGGAGGCUAAUUUAAAUAACUUUUUUAAACAGCACAUUAUAAGAAAUUUACGGUGUAUACAUUUUUUAAACGCGAAAGUAAUUAAAGGGAUAUAGAUUAAUACAAAAUGAAUAGUUGUAAGUGGGAUAGAAGUAAGAAUGGCUUAAAAACAAAGAGAAAUGUAGAUUCCAGCAGAGAAAAACGAAAGAGUCUACAUAGACUUAUAACAAAACCUCAUGAAACUGAAGAAGAAGCUAUAAUCCGUAGAUUUCAUGAUGCACAAAGGAUGGCAAGAUUUCGAGCCAGAAAAAAGAAGGCUUUGGAGGAAGCCAAAGUAUUUGCAACAUUAGGAUUCAAAGAACAUUCUAUAGUUGCACAACUGAAAAGAAAAGAUACGAAUUUUGAAUUUGAAACUGGAAAUCCUAUUGUUAAGGUACAGAAUAUUGAACAACUUCAAACGUAUUUGUCACCAGAAAAGUCAUCGACUGUUGUACAUAUUACAUACAACCAAAGUAGGUACUCUCAAUUAUUGAGAAUUAUCGAAGAACUGGGAAAAGAUAUUAAAUUAACAUAUGCAGGUAGUAAAACUUCAGCAGAAAGAUUAAAAACAGGCAUUAUGCAAGCAAGAAUGUUAAUUAAAGAAUGCUUAUUGGAAACAGAAAUUAACUUUUGGCAAUAAUUCAUCUACAAACAGAUACAUUAAUUUCAAUAAGCAAUAAACUUGUGAUUCCCAUUAGCAAGAAUACGGAUCAUCCUAAAUAUUAUCUCCUGAAUGAAUAGUUAUACUAAUAAGAGACGUUACAUUGACCAACUUUCCUUGUACCAAUGGAUAAUAAAAUAAAAAAAAAGUUAAAUACAUUUGUGAAUAGAACAUGAGUGCUGAAUAUAAAAAUACUAAUCUGGAAAAAAUUCAUGCAUAUAGUGACAGUAGUACUCCAUACAAGGCAAACGACGAUCUAAAAAGUAUUUAAAAAUUUAUCUACACUUGUCAAACGAAAUUUGAAUAAAAUUAUAGAUUCGUAAACAAUAUAUGUAUAUGUAGUAUGUUUCGAUUACCUAGAAAAUACCGCUGAG
Nomia melanderi (Alkali bee) is the source of this 1548-nucleotide messenger RNA. The record is from RefSeq and is a predicted model, not a curated record. Lineage: Eukaryota; Metazoa; Arthropoda; Insecta; Hymenoptera; Halictidae.